Messenger RNA from Brachypodium distachyon (stiff brome), 1381 nucleotides. RefSeq lists its product as uncharacterized. NCBI's taxonomy places the organism in Eukaryota, Viridiplantae, Streptophyta, Magnoliopsida, Poales, Poaceae. The transcript is spliced from 3 exons. Bases 218 to 1078 code for a protein of 286 amino acids. The record is from RefSeq and is a predicted model, not a curated record.
CCAAAUCCCCACGCCUUCUCUUGGCGCCCGAACGUAACCGUCUCAACUCUCAACCAGCAGGCAACAGCCUGUCUUCUCCCCCUCGCCGGAGCUCCUAGAAGAACCCAUCCCACUUUCCCCACCUCUUCCUCCAAUCCUCCCUCCCUUCCUCCCUCUCUCCACCGCGAAUCUCCCUCCCCCUUCUGCUCUUCUCUGCAGGAGCAGCAACCGGCGACCGAUGGACCGGUUCCCCGACCGGCGUCACGUGCGGCUGCGCAGCCGCGAGCAGGGAUGGUACCUCCACGCCACCAGCGACGGGAUGGACGUCUGCCUCAACCGGGACCGGAGGUCGGUGAACGCCGCGUGGGCCGUGCACCUGGACAACGGGCGCGACGGCGUGCGCCUGCUCCUGCACAGCGCCGCCUACGGCCGCUACCUCGCCGCCACCAACAAGAAGGCGCCGCGAGGCCACCGCGGCUUCAGCACCAAGCUGCUCGAGUGCUACGAUUUCGAGGGGGAUGAGUCCGUCAGGUGGGAGGCCGUCAUGUCCGGGUCCAAGGAGGACGUCCAGCUCCGCCACGUCGAAGCCGACGGGAAGUUCCGCUACCUCCGCGGCAGCGGGAAGUACCGCUACUGGAAAGAUAAGGUCACCGUCCACCGCAAGAACCGCAGCACGAUGACCCACUGGGUCGUGGAGCUCAUCCCGCUCAGCCAGGGCUUUCCUGGCAUUCCAGGCCCUUUUGAUGAACCCGUCCCCAGCAACUUCGGCCUCAUGUUAGGGCGCGAGCUGCCGCCGUGGCGGCUGAUCAAGUACGUCAGGGCAGCCGAGGACGGGAGCUACAACCAACAGGCGAACGCCUGGACCACGAUCCAGUUCAGGGGGAACUCGGUGGGCACCCUGAGGAACGAGUUGGCCAGCCGUACGGGCAUCACCGACGUGGACUUCGUCAUGUGCAUCCAAGCGGGCCGCCAAGGGCGGCUCACGCCCGUGCUCGUCAACAUGCCCCGCGAGGGCCACGGCGACACCGUCUACAUCGUCAUCAUCGUCUCCGGGACGCCUGGAGAAGCUGCACUGCGCUAUCCGGAUAUCAACGCAUAGUAGAUGAGAUCAGAGUAGGACUCCAGACAGCCGCCUCACAGUUCACCUCUUCAGAAGUGUCACUGCCUCGGACACGACAACAUGAGAAUUCAGAACUCUUGCAUAGAGAUAUAGGUUCAUAAAAACUGAUCAGCUAUUGUGUUUCUGCUAGCUAAGCUUGGUAUGUUCUCCUGACAGGAGGAACCUGUUUGCUUCGGCCUCGUGGUUCUAAAACUCAGAACUCCUGAAAGCGUUAAGUAGAAUGGCUGAACAAUUAUGCAGUUACAUUGGUUGCUCUUAUUCUGGCAAUUACUUUCUCGUUUA